This is a messenger RNA of Alternaria ventricosa, 1458 nucleotides long. RefSeq lists its product as uncharacterized. The transcript has 3 exons. The record is from RefSeq and is a predicted model, not a curated record. NCBI's taxonomy places the organism in Eukaryota, Fungi, Ascomycota, Dothideomycetes, Pleosporales, Pleosporaceae. Bases 1 to 1458 code for a protein of 485 amino acids.
AUGGCUACCAACCUUUCAUUGCUGUUGGGAGCAGCUUUUCUGCUCAGUUCUGUCUUCCUGCUGAUCAAGCGGGGAAGGCGCAACAUCAUCAUACAACGGCUUCGUAGCGGCGGACGAAGGGUAUCGGGCGCAAAGACUCCUCCAAGGUCUUUGUCUCCAGAGAAGAGGGCAGCGUCCAUUUCUCAGAUUGAUCACGCCAGCACUUUCCCACCAUCACGACGCUGCGCUUUGGUUGAUAUCGCAAAGACAGACAAGGUUGAAGAAGUGUCACCAGACUGGCAGAAGAAUGCCUUACCCAUGGAAACAUCAUACCUGGACGCUGACGACUCUACAUAUCUCCCAUGUGGCUUCUCCGUGAAAGAGAUCAAAGCCCUCGGUGAUUUCCCGGACUAUGCUACACUCAGCGGCGUACCUCACCCAGAGCCAUAUCCAGAAUUCGACAUCAAGAAAGCACUGCCGCGACCAUAUAGACCGUUCCGAUGGUCUUACCAUCAAACGAUGUCAAUCACCAAGAUGCAGCCCGACUGGUGGAUCGAGCUCGAAAACACGUAUGAAGAACGCAUCAAGCAACGUCGUGACCUUUUCGAAAAGCAUAGAGAAGCAGUCCUUCAAGCUCUACCAGGGUCAGAGCUCGCCUGCAAAGAACUGAUGGAAAUGGUCCUGCAAUUCGUGUGCGCCAGGUACCCGCAUUACUUCCACUUAUCAGCAGACAACAAGACUUUCCACAACGGCAUCUUGAAGACAGACACCGAUCUCACCACCACGUCACCCUUACACGUCCUUCUCAACAAUAUCCCCGAAGACUUCGCCAUCAUGCUACGAAACGAGAAAACAGGACUAUACGUCUUCCGAGCAGGCAUCAUAUGCAGUGCGCUCGGUUGGAACGUAGGCUCGAAGAUCGGUCUCGAACUCGCCGACAUACAUAAGCCCAUUCCAGACUACAAAGAGAAGAUGCAGUUCUCUAUGGACAGAUACUUCGCCAAAAAGCCGACCGAAAAGCCCAUCCAACGCGGCUCCUGGGGUCUAGAAAUCGACACGCCCCUUUACAUGCCCCCGGGCGACCCCCAUGAAGCCCUCCGCAACCAACAACUUCCAGCCUCUGAACUCUCCACAUCCCGCAUUCACCUCCGCGUAGACUGGCAGACGCUGCGUCGGCUACCGUUGUCAGGCGCCGUCGUAUUCAACUUCAAAGCAUUGUUUACCCCGAUCGAGGAGUUUAGGGAGGAGAAAUGUGUACCAGGGUUGUUGCUCAAAGUGCUGAACGAGGGGAAGAAGGAGUUGAUGGAGUACAAGGGGACAUGGCAUGUUGAGCAUGUUGUUAAGCCGAAGUUGGAAGAGUGGCAUAGAGAGCAAGUUGAGAAAGGGUUGGUGGGUGAGAAUUGGGAGCCCCAGACUCUGGAUGAGAGUCCUUGGUUUGAGGGGUGGGAGGGGAAGUGGAGGGAGAGACAAGGGUUUUGA